Molecule: messenger RNA, 1353 nt
Organism: Penicillium riverlandense
Lineage: Eukaryota; Fungi; Ascomycota; Eurotiomycetes; Eurotiales; Aspergillaceae
Exons: 3
Coding region: 1-1353 (450 amino acids)
Cellular component (GO): Golgi apparatus; TRAPP complex
Molecular function (GO): protein binding
Source: RefSeq, a predicted model, not a curated record
AUGAUUCUGUCUGGAAUCCUAAUUAACGCCUUUCCAGCUUCACGGCCUCGGAGUGCCACCCGCGGCCCGUUAGAUGGAGCAGAACACCCACUUUCCCCCACCUUGCCCGCUUCUCCCGCUUCACCACUACGACUAUUGCCCAGUAUCGAUGACUUUUCGGGGGAUACAUUCCACGAGUUGGAUCCGCUGGCCCCCGAUGAUCUCCCAGAGACCUUAGGAAAGGAUCUUUCCUUCCUUCUCCGACCAAACAUCUACCAUACACUAUCUCCUAUUGAUAUCCCGUCACCCCUGCGCUCCGAGUUUAUCGUCUUGAAUCCAGGCGAGCCGCUCUCCGCAUCUCUGAGCGUCCUCGAGAAACUGCUAGCGGAGGGCCGGUUCCUCAUCGCCGCGCAUUUCGCCGGCGCCAUCUUGACUUCUUCUCUGAUGACGCCGACGAAUAUCAAAAUGAUUUUUGCCCUGUUUUAUUCACGGCUUGCCUCCCUGGAACUGUCGGGAAAUGCACUUCUCGCAGCACAGGAAUCCAAGGCCCUGGAGGAUCUAAACUCGAGCUUUUACUACAUUGAUUCCAACUUUGAUAAAUCGGAGACGGAAAAGGAGCGCCAUCAUCCCGUCGAGCAUUACCUGCGCCAUAUCGUCCCUUGGCCACUCAGAGUUCUAGCUGUGAGGCUGCAGAGCAUCGGAUUUGGUGAUUCCCGCAGGAGUAUUGGUGGGUUAUAUGAGAUUGGCCUCGAAGCACGGAGAGAAAUUAUGAGGAGCGAUAUUCCCGAAGCAGAAAGAGAAAUCUGGAGACACAGACUAGCAGAUCUUGGCCUUCGGAGCGUCAAUGCGCUGGUGGAAAUGGGCGAUCUAGAUGCGGCGAAAAGGUCACUCGAUAAUCUGCGGGAUUCCAGUCCAGAGACCAACAUGACCAAAAUGAGAAAGGCGCUUCUGUUGCUGCGGAUUGGGGAUAUAGAUGCGGCCAGCAAGAUUUUCAGUGCCGAGGACCAGUCCUCCAGAGAAGCUGCUCUGCUCCGGCCGCUCUUGAGUAUGGCGGAGGGUCGCUAUCCCACCGCAGUGGAGGAAUGGCGGGCUCUUCAGCAGGAGGGAACUCGGACGGAUGACGCGCUGGUCGCUCAGAACCUGGCAGUGUGCCUCCUGUACACGGGUCGACUGGAUGAGGCUCGCGUGCUCCUUGAAUCUCAAGUGUCGGCCAAUCACUCCUUUAGCAGCUUGGUCUUCAACCUGUCGACGGUCUACGAGCUCUGCUCUGAUGGCGCGAGUAACUUGAAAGGGCAGCUGGCUGCCUCCAUCGCCCAACAGCCCGUGUCCGGGCACACGAACCUGGAUCGGCCGAAUGCGGAUUUGAAACUAUGA